Molecule: messenger RNA, 1779 nt
Organism: Leishmania major strain Friedlin
Lineage: Eukaryota; Euglenozoa; Kinetoplastea; Trypanosomatida; Trypanosomatidae
Product: putative ATP-dependent DEAD/H RNA helicase
Exons: 2
Coding region: 1-1779 (592 amino acids)
Cellular component (GO): cytoplasm; nucleus; ribonucleoprotein complex
Molecular function (GO): ATP binding; RNA helicase activity; RNA binding
Source: RefSeq, a predicted model, not a curated record
AUGUCGGACUACGGUGACGCUCAGCACAACGGCGGCGACAGCGGUGCCCGCGGCGAGGGCGGCUACGGCGGUGGCCGUGACGGCGGCUACGAUGGCGGUCGUAACGGCGGCUAUGGCGGUGGUCGUGACGGUGGCUACGGUGGCGGCUAUGGCGGCGGUCGCGGCGGGGAUCGCUACCGCAGCGGCGGCGGCUACGGUGGUGGUCGUGGCUACGGUGGCGGCUACGGCGGCGGCCGCGGCGGAGAUCGCUACCAUGACCGCCACGGCGGCCUGGGUUCCAACCUGCACCGGAUCGACUGGGACGCCGUGCAGAAGGUGGCGACGCAAUGGAACUUUUACAAGCCUCAGAAGCCGCGCAGCGAGGAGGAGAUUGCGACGUGGCUUCGCGAGAACAGCAUCACCAUCUACGGCGACCGCGUGCCGCAGCCGAUGCUCGAAUUUUCCGACCUGGUCGCCCCAGAUGCCAUUCAUCAGGCUUUCAUGGACGCCGGAUUCCAGAAGCCGACCCCGAUUCAGUCCGUCUCCUGGCCGGUCCUGUUGAACUCGCGUGACAUUGUCGGCGUGGCCAAGACGGGCUCUGGCAAGACGAUGGCCUUCAUGAUUCCCGCGGCCCUGCACAUUAUGGCGCAGCCUCCGCUGCAGCCUGGCGACGGUCCUAUCGCCCUCGUCCUCGCCCCGACCCGCGAGCUGGCGGUGCAGAUCGAGACAGAGACACGCAAGGCUUUGACGCGCGUGCCGAGCAUUAUGACGACGUGCGUGUAUGGUGGCACUCCGAAGGGGCCGCAGCAGCGCGCCCUGCGCGCCGGUGUGCACGUCUGCAUUGCAACGCCAGGUCGCCUGAUUGACCUGCUGGAGACGAACUGCACGAAUCUGCUGCGUGUCACCUACCUCACCCUCGACGAGGCGGAUCGCAUGCUUGAUAUGGGUUUCGAAGACCAAAUCCGCAAGAUCUGCUCUCAGAUUCGCACAGACCGCCAGACGCUCAUGUUCUCGGCGACGUGGCCGCGCGAGAUCCGAAACCUCGCCGCCAGCUUCCAGAAGGACUUUGUACGUGUCCACAUCGGCUCCGAGGAGCUGGUGGCCAACGCUGAUGUCCACCAGCACGUCUUCGUCGUUGAGGGAUAUCACAAGGAGGAGAAGAUGGAGGAGAUUCUUCGCCAGGUCGGACCGCAGCGCGUACUCGUCUUUGUGAAGACAAAGAAGUCGUGCGACAUUUUGCAGGACCGCCUUGGCCGCGCGCUGCGGCAGACGGUGCUCGCUAUUCACGGUGACAAGCUGCAGUCCAGCCGCGACUACGUGCUGGACCGCUUCCGAAAAGACGAGCGCGCGAUCCUCGUCGCCACCGACGUGGCAGCGCGCGGUCUCGAUAUCAAGGACUUGGACGUGGUGGUGAACUACGAUAUGCCACUGAACAUCGAAGAUUAUGUGCAUCGUAUUGGUCGUACGGGUCGUGCCGGUAAGACCGGCGACGCCUAUUCCUUUGUUUCAUCGGCUGAUAACAGCAAGACCAUUCGUGACCUGAUCGACCUGCUGCUGCGCGCGAAGCAGGAGGUCUCGCCGGAGCUCUACGCCGUCUGCCAGUACGCGCGCAGCGAUGGCGGCCGCGGCGGACGUGGGUACGGCGGUGGUGGCUACCGUGGCGGCCGUGGGUACGGCGGUGGUGGCUACCGUGGCGGCCGUGGUUACGGUGGUGGUGGCUACCGCGGUGGUCGCGGCUACGGCGGGCCCGGUGGUGUCCCUGGUGGUCCCCCGCGCAGCGAGAGCUUCACACCGUACUAG